GGCCAAGGUAGGUCAUUUGCACCACCUUGGCCCAAAAAAUGUGGAGUAAUUGUAUUUAUGCGAUUAUUGAUUGAAUACAAGAUCUCCAUAUUAUAGUUUUACGAAAAACUAGCAUUCUGUAAUCUAUAUUUAAUUUUUAAUUUAUAUAUUUUGUAAGUGAGUUUAAUAUAAACAAAUACUUGAAACUUAGGGGGUGUUUGUUGCUAUCAGUUGUCAUUCAAGUGAUGAAAGAGGACUUACUGCAAUAAGCAAAGUAAAGAAACACUUCUAAGUAAGAUGAGUUGUGGAAUCAUGAACGAUUUUUCGUUGUGAUAUCUUAACAUCUUUCAUAAUUUGCAUGAUGAAUGUAUUUUAGAAAAAGUUUCAAAACAUGAACACAUCCUGAAACAUACAUUAUAUAUAUUAUUUUUGCACGUUUGACCCACCUUAGAUUAAUUUCUGGCUACGCCACUGUAUAUAGUAUUGGUGCUUUAAUGUACAACUUAAAGUUGUACCAUAACAUUAAAUGUAUAAGUUUAGGUUGUACCAUAAAACAAUUUGUACCAUUAUGUUAUGGUACAACUUUACAACUUAAAGUUGUAUCAUCACAUAAAGGUAUAAGUUCAAGUUGUACCAUAAAAAAAUUUGUACAACAAGUAUAGGUACAAUCUAAAGUUGUACCAUAACGUAAAUGUACAAUUUUAAAUUGUACCAUAAAGAUAAAACCCUAUAGCACCAAUACUACAUAGCAUUGUAAAAUUUCUCAGUAACCUAAUAUUAGAAACUUCCGAACUUGUCUUGUCUUUGCUAGGCCAGGCUAGCUUGCAAUGUGCAUAAGUGAAUUUUUCUUCUUAGAAAUAAUGUUCAGGAGGUACAUUGGUUCUUCUAAAGAGUUUGCUUCUCUAUGCAAGUGUUAAAAGUAUUUUCAUUAUAAUGUACUACACUUGGAACAUACUUCCAAGUCAAAUCAUUGUGUCGUCGACGACGAUAUGGACCUUCCUUAAACUACUCUCUAUAUUAAGCCAACGACCCCUUCGAGAAAAGAAAGGACCUGGAACCCUACCCAUCAACGACCCUCUUGUUUCUUUCCUCUUGUUUAAAAAUAAAACCAAUGGGCUGCAGCUUCUCUAUAAGUUGCAAGAAUUCCAAAUGCGUCCUGUUAUUCGCGGUUUAAUAUAAUGCAACAUGCAUGGGUACGUGGAUUAUAUAUAAGCUCAACUUGCCCACGUACAGUAGAGUUGGUGCCGGCGGCGUACUGGUAUAUAUAUUACUAUAUUAACAAAAUCAACAUAUGCGCGCAACCGCAUGCAGAAAGAAAUCUCCCUUCUCUUGCUAAUUCAAUCAAAGCCAUCGAUGGAACCCACUCGAUCUUCUCCCGUCGGUCAAAUCCAUCCUCUAGCUACCACUUGCUUCCUGCCGGCCGACUGAAUUUCCCAGCUCCAUCCCUUCAUCUCACUCUCCUACAAAUACCCAUCUCAAACUCCACAAACCACACCACAACAAUCCAACAACACUACAUUCUCGCCACUCGUCAUUCAUCAAAAAGUAUCAGUCGUCUUGAUUUCAGAAGUCAGUGAUACAUCCAAUCAAACAACAAAGCAGAUCAUCAAGUCUUGAUGGCGGACCUCUUCAUCACCGCACUGGCUUCCGUCCUCCUACUCGCCUCCGCAGCAUUCUACCUGCUGCGGAAGACCACCAACCGCCGCAAGUUCAACCUGCCGCCAUCUCCGCCGUCCCUGCCUCUCAUAGGCAACCUGUUUCAAAUGAGCAAGCUUCCCUACCGCUCCCUCCGCACCCUCGCCAAAACCUACGGCCCACUCAUGAUGGUCAAACUCGGCAGCAUCCCUUACGUCAUCGUCUCCUCCGCCGACGCCAUCCAGGAGCUCACCGACAAGGACCACGACGUCAUCUUCUCGGGGAGGCCCCAGUGGAAGUCCUCGGACGCCCUCUUCGGAGGCAGCACCGACAUCAUCUUCUCCUCCUACGGCGAGUACUGGCGCCAGAUGAAGAAGAUCUGCAUGGUCGAGGUGCUCAGCCAGCGGAGGGUGAACCAGUUCCGCUACAUUCGCGAGCAGGAGGUCGAACACCUGGUGGGCAUUCUCAAGGACGCAUCUAAAAACAAAACCGCGGUGGAUCUCAGCGAAGCCAUCUCCACGCUCACCAACACCGUCAUCUCCCGAGCCGCCUUCGGCAAAACCUACAACAACCAACCGAUGGCUGACGGCGUUAGUAACGGCGAGAAGAACUUCGUCCCGCUGUUGAGGAGAGCGGUGGACAUUCUAGCGCAGUUCUGCUUCCAGGACUCGUUCCCGAUUCUCGGGUGGGUCGACGCGUUGACCGGAUUUGACUCCAAGGUCAGGAAGGUGUCCAGGGAAGUCAACGACUUCCUGGACACGGUCAUCAACGACCACAAGAAAAAAAGAGUUGUCGUCGUUGCGGAAGAAGAUGAUAGUCAUGAUGGUCCCGAUCACGAUCACCCGGAGAGGCUGCAGGCCGACAUCGUGGAUAUCCUGCUCAGGGUACAGAAGGAGCGGGAGCUGGAGUUCAACUUCACCGACGCGAACAUCAAGGCCACGCUCCUGGACAUGUUCGCGGGAGGGACCGACACCAUCGCGACGACGCUGGAGUGGGUGAUGUCGGAGCUGGUGAGGCAUCCGACCAUCAUGAAGAAGGCGCAGGAGGAAGUCAGGAGGAUUGUUCUGACGGGAGGAUCCGAGAGGAAGUCGGGAAUCGACGAGGCGGAUAUCCACCGGAUGGAGUACUUGAAGUGUGUGGUGAAGGAGACGCUGAGGCUGCACGCGCCGGCUCCGGUCUCGCUGAGGAAGACGUCGGAGGAUGUGAAGUUGGGAGGGUUUGAUAUACCGGAAGGGACGAUGGUGAUGAUCAACCUGUGGGCGGUGAUGAGGGAUCCUGAGAUUUGGGAACAGCCGGAGAGUUUUGUGCCGGAGAGGUUUUUGGCGGAGCCGUUGGAUUUUAAGGGUCAGACGGGGAAGUUUGUGCCGUUUGGGGCUGGGAGGAGGUUGUGUCCUGGAAUGACGUUGGCGCUUGUGGAGGUGGAGCUGGUGGCGGCGAACUUGCUGCGUUGGUUCGAUUGGGAGCUGCCGGAAGGGGCGGUGGAUUUGGAUAUGAGUGAGAUUAAUUCGGUGGUUGUUCGUAGGGAGACACCGCUUUCUCUGGUUCCGGUUCUCAACUCAGCGUGAUCGUGAAAGAGGAAGACUCAUUUCGGAGAUGUGAUUUUGUUAUUUGAUUUAUAGUUUAAUUAGUUGCUUCUGAUUUAAUAAUUUUCAAAUUUAAUGCUUCUUUGUUGAGCUUCAAUGUGUUUUGAAUUUUCGAUACACACUUUUUUGCUAAAGUUUGUUGAACAAUAAUAUUUCUUUUUCGUUGAGUUAUAUCAAUAAUAUGUUCCGAAUCUAAACUUUAAUCACAGCUGACUCAGGAUUUGCUUUUCUACUUGAAAAUUGGGUAUCUAUCUCGAGUUAGAAUUUAGUCAAUUUAAUGAUUUAUAGAUGAACAGAACUUCGCCUUUAACCUGCAAUCGCGGCCCCCAUCAGUAGCUUGUAUAAAAAGGCUUUCAUUGUUGGACCUGAAACUAGGGGUGGGCAUACGGUUCGGUAAAACCGAACCGAACCGAAUCGAAUAUAAAUCGAACCGAAAUCGAAUUAAUAUUAUUUGGUUCGGAAUUCGGAAGAGAAAAGGGCAUAUUUCGAAAAUCAGGGUCCUUUCGAUCGAACCGAAUUUCCGAAUUUCGAACCGAAAAACCGAAUUAUUAUAAUUGCAAGCUCUAAAUGGUGGAUUUUUAUGUUUCUACUUAUUAUGAGACUUAAAUAUUUGAAUCAUAUGACUUAUGUGUUGAAAUGUUUGAUUUUAUCAUUGAUGAUACAUAUUUAUUGUUUACAUUAGGGUGAAAAAUAAUUUAAAAAAGAGAAAAUACAAGCUAACCUCACUAUUUCGGUUUUGUAUGAAAAAUCGAACCGAAUUAUAAUUCGGUUUGAACCGACCAAACCAAAUUGUAAUUCGGUUCGAAUUCGGUUUGAGGUUUGAUGGAAUUAGGAGACCUGGUAUGCAUAAUUUUGGUUCGGUUUGAACCGAACCGACCGAAUGCCCACCCCUGCCUGGAACCGAGUUAGCCUAAACCAAUGCUCGAUCAAGCUUUACUUAUCAUAAAUCGGACUUGGAUCAGCAUGAUAAUAACGUUACAGUUUCAGAUUUGCUGUCAGUUACUGAAUCCAACGCUUCUGCUUGGGAGAAGAUAGGGUGCUAACUUCAUGGGGUUAGCACCAUCCUAACUAUUUUUUUAAUUUGAAAGUUAUCAUUAAAGAAAGGGUAUAAUCGGAAAUUGGGAUAAAAAAUUAAAAUACGAAAUUAAUGUUUAUUUCUGGGAAACUGCACGUCCGGAUUUUGUGGGAUUUCCUUCAGAGACGUUUCUAUUCCCGAGAACAAAAAUCAAUACUUACCUGCCACAUUCCUAAAGGAAAAACACUACUAACCUGCCAUAUAGUUACAAGUUUCACUCAACAACUUCUCUCUCCCUUCUCUCCAUCACGUCUCUCUGUCUUCGCAGAGUAAAACACUACAUUCUUUGGAAAACACUACUAACUCUUUUCUUCAGCUAUGUAGUAGCAAUUUGGUGUGUGGUAUUGAUUUUAUGAUACAUUAGUAGUGAUUUUGAUAAUUUUUUAGUAGUAUCAAUAUUACUAUAGGUUCUUGCAGUCAAUAAUAAUAAAUCACUACUAAUACAAAAACAUAAACACUGCUACAUCGU
Molecule: messenger RNA, 4741 nt
Organism: Linum trigynum
Lineage: Eukaryota; Viridiplantae; Streptophyta; Magnoliopsida; Malpighiales; Linaceae
Source: the annotation of a GenBank genome assembly